Aspergillus campestris IBT 28561 is the source of this 1297-nucleotide messenger RNA. RefSeq lists its product as uncharacterized. The record is from RefSeq and is a predicted model, not a curated record. Bases 254 to 1297 code for a protein of 347 amino acids. NCBI's taxonomy places the organism in Eukaryota, Fungi, Ascomycota, Eurotiomycetes, Eurotiales, Aspergillaceae. The transcript has a single exon.
UCUAUCACCGUUACUAGGUUAUGGACAAGAUUGACGGGAUCUGCAGGCGGUCUGAUACGCGAAAGUUAAUAUGCCUGGACAUGUAGAACCAGUAUCCACUGAGACAUGUACCAAACAGGUCACCCUCAAUCUCUGACCGCUCCUUGGUGGCUAUGGAUAUAUCACCAUUCGUUCCAUCCGAAAAGCCCUCGCUGCCACUUUGUACAAAGCAAGAUCCAGGUUGACCACCAAAUACUGUUAAUUCCUGGCCAUUAUGCAACACGCCAUCACUAAAACGCCCUCAAUGCUCCGCCGCUUUAAUCUCCCGACAGUGGUUCAACUGAGCUCAGAAUUACACCCGACUCAAGGCCUUAUUGUGCUUUGCCGUGUCGUCAAAGCCCCAGAGCCCCGAAACCUUAUCGUCAGCCGGUUGGGAGAACUCAUACCAAUCGGCCCGGAUGAUUCCAUCCCAGUCGCUCUGGGGGCACGCUGCGCGAUGCGUCACUUUUCGGGAUACACCCCAACCGCUCUAUCUGUCGGUGAUCGUAUCCAGCUGCUAAGCAUGAGCGGAACGGCGGGGUGUAUAACUGGAAACAAUGAAGAAUGGGGACAGCCACCUGAGCUUGAGGUGCUGGGAUGUGUCCUGACUGAUGGCAACGAAGCGCUGACCUUGAGGCAUGGCGCUAUUGCGCCCCGAACCACUCUAGAUGGCGGGGUUAUUCCGCUUGUCUGCGUCGCGGGCACUGCUAUGGAUGUAGGCAAGACGGGGAUGGCCCUCAAGCUGAUUGAGAAGCUUACUAGCCAGGGACUACGUGUUGCAGCGUGUAAGGCAACCGGGGUGGAUUCUGUGUUCGAUACGAUGAAAAUGACAGAGGCAGGCGCCGAGCCGGUCCUGACUAUUGGGGACGGCGGAUUACCGUCUACCUGUGGAGGCCAGGUCGACGUGGUGACAACCAUGGUACUUGGAUUGCUACAGGAGCUUAUGGCGCAUGGGCCUGAUGUGAUUGUUGUUGAGUUCGGUGAUGGCAUUCUCGGGGAGUAUGGCGUCAGAGAGACUCUUGGACAUGAAGCAAUUAAACAAAGCAUGAUCGCAUUGGUUGUCGCUGUGUCAGACUAUGUCGCUGCAUGGGGAGCGAAGGAGAUCACUGGGCAGAUGGGAUUGGAUAUCUCCGUUCUCACUGGACUAGCGGUCAAUAAUGAGGCAUCAGCGGCGUUUCUGGAGAAGACAUUGGGUGUGAUUGCGGAGAGCAACCGAUCUGAAAUCCCAAAGACUUUAGAGCUGGUGACGUCCAAGCUGAGAGAGCUUCAGCUGAACUAG